This is a messenger RNA of Chilo suppressalis (striped riceborer), 1520 nucleotides long. The record is from the annotation of a GenBank genome assembly. NCBI's taxonomy places the organism in Eukaryota, Metazoa, Arthropoda, Insecta, Lepidoptera, Crambidae.
GCAGUGCGUGUGUUUAUUCCUUAUUUUGGAUUUGUUGGAUUAUUUUUUCAUCAAUUCGAGUGUCAGUGUAUUGAUAGUGACAUUGCUACAGCGUGUACAUUAUAAACUAUAUUAAUACCAUGUUGUGUGGCUAGACAACUUUCUUCCUUUUGGGCGUUGAUAAUCAUGCAAAAUGGCCAACGAUUUCUGGUCAUGUACCUGUUGUACCGAAGCACUAACAUGUUGGCUGCGGUUAAAAUUAUCACCCGAAGAAAUAGAACAAAGGUAUCGAAGUAAAGAGAUCGAUAGAAUAUUGGAGAAAGAUAAACAAACUCUUAGACGGCAGGUUAAAUUGCUACUACUCGGGGCAGGUGAAAGCGGAAAAUCAACAUUCCUGAAACAGAUGAGGAUAAUACACAAAGUUAAGUUUGAGCCGGAACUGGUGCGGGAGUAUCAACAUGUGAUUUAUCAGAAUAUUGUUAGGGGUAUUCAGGUGCUGGUGGAUGCGCGGGAUAAGUUGGCGAUACCGUGGGAAAACCCACGAAACUUAGAUGUUGGUCAGCAAGCACUACAUUUCAACAGUACAGCCUCUCUUGACAGUAGACUUUUUAUGCAUUAUGCACCACACAUACACUCUUUGUGGUUGGAUAGAGCCAUAAAGAGGGCAUAUGACAGGCGGAGAGAAUUUCAAUUGAGUGAUUCGGUCAGCUACUUCUUCGACGAACUAGAACGCAUAGCCCGACCGGACUACGUGCCGUCGCAUCAGGACAUCCUGCACUGUCGGAAAGCCACAAAAGGCAUCACGGAGUGCACGAUCAACAUCAACACAGUGCCGUUCGUGUUUGUGGACGUGGGCGGGCAGCGGACACAAAGGCAGAAGUGGACGCAGUGCUUCGACUCUGUCACCUCCAUAUUGUUCCUGGUGUCGUCCUCAGAGUUCGACCAAGUCCUGUCAGAGGACAGAAAAACGAAUCGUCUCGAGGAGGCGCUCAACAUCUUCGACACGAUCGUGAACAACGUCAACUUCAAGGGCAUCUCCAUAAUCCUAUUCCUCAACAAGUCCGACUUGCUCGCCAAGAAGGUCGCCAGCAAGGAGACCGACGUCCGCUGGUACUACCCCCAGUUCACGGGAGACCCUCAUAAUCUAGCCGAUGUCCAAAUGUUCCUCCUCAACAUGUUUGCGAACGUUCGCAGGGAACCAAAGACGACACUGUACCACCACUUCACCACCGCCAUAGACACGCACAACAUAGAGGUGGUGUUCAACUCCGUCAAAGACACUAUCCUCAAUCGCAAUCUGGAAUCUCUUAUGCUGCAGUGACGCACGCGGUGCGGACGCUCAAGUGAUGGUUUAGAUUUUAUACCAAUUGUGAUACACGUGGGCAAUACGCUGUCUUUAUUUUUUCGUCAAGCGCUUGGUGUUUCCGUCUCUUCGUUUCCUCUGUGUUCUUCUCGCCAUCAGCACAAGAACGGGGGCGUAUCGAAAAGACAAACUUGUGAUUUUUUCUACCUUUUAUUUUUAGCCACGAUUGUACAAUAUU